Messenger RNA from Penaeus vannamei (Pacific white shrimp), 2086 nucleotides. NCBI's taxonomy places the organism in Eukaryota, Metazoa, Arthropoda, Malacostraca, Decapoda, Penaeidae. The record is from RefSeq and is a predicted model, not a curated record.
CGAGUCCCAUUUGCAAGUGAUCGUUAUAAGUUCCGAUCACCAGCAGUAGAGCUCUUCAGCACGCAUCCAUCCUCUGUCUCCUGCCUUCUCCUUGAGUAGUCAGUAAUGGACUCCAGAGCUGUAUCGACUGUUUCGCAUUUGGCGUCCCACAAUGCUAUAGAGUCUGUCAGUUUGCUAGAUGCUGUGAAACGAUUAGAGAUAACCCUGGGAAACCCCCAAGUACAAUCCUUCCUCAGUCUAAGUGAAGCACCCUGGGAUAUCACAGGACGGACGGGUUAGAAAGUGGAUCCCGAGGGGUCACAGCCAACCGGUGAUCGGCACCAGAGCUCUGCAUUCUGGUAAGUUCUACAUUUCCGGAGGAUCCUCCAACAGCAGCUGACAAACGUGGUCGAUCUCCUUGACCGCAUCACGUGUAUCACUUUACCAGGUCCAGCAAUGCGGUAACAGGAGCUACAAAAUGCUGCUAAUAGCUCCUGAUCCAUGGGGAUAUAUAGAUAUCUUGUCACCUCAAUCACAGCCAAAUAUCGCAUUGAAGUCACCCGGAACAAUGCGGAUAUCCUAAGAGAACGGCUGUCAGCCACAAAGCUGACGCGCCGGUCCACACCUACCCCACCACGAGUACCACUCCAUCCUACAUGGAAUCCUCCACAACCACCAACCCUUCCAACAGCGACACCUCCGCGGCCACAGUUCCUCCCAUCACCGGCUCCCUCUCAACCACCGCCCCGGCCGCCUCAAUCUCUGCCGCAGACUCCGCCACAACCACAACCUCCACCACAACCUCAACCGCCCCCCCUACCACAACGGUCCCUCCUCGACCCGUCACGAAGGCGAUUGUUUUCCCGACGGAAGCCCUGAUCAGCGACCUCAGCAGCGUCGACCAGGGCGAAGUGUGCGAGAACGAAGGGGGUUUCGCUCCUGCGUUUCUCUACAAGGCCCAGCUCGACAUCCUGUUCGACACGCAGGAGUCCGUGGCGGCUUGGACAACUCUGGUGGGAGAAAGAUGCUUCGGCGGCGACUGGAUUUUGGUUUGGGCGGAUGGAUCCAGAUUCAGCGAGAAGGUGACUGGAUAUGGCGUGACCGCAGGCUUGACGGCUUUCGGAACAGACAGCAAUGACCAGCAGCGGGUCUGUUUCGCGCUCGAAGGGUCCGAAUUCGUGGCUCAUGCUUGCAACGGGUCGACGGCUACGACUUCGAUGAACGUCGUGUGUCUCACGCCUCCCAUCGUUUUCAAGUCGGUGAACCAAACGGACGACGCCACCUAUGACAGCCAGGACUCCGUGUGCAGGAGCGAAGGCGGGAAACUGCUUCCUCGUCUCACCCAGGCCAACUUGAAAGACCUUGUUUAUUACUACGGCAAACUGACAGCUUGGACGACAAUGGUGGGGGAAGUGUGCCAGGGAACAGACUGGUCUCUGGUGUGGCCGGACGAAACGAGGGCCGAUAAUGAGACGCUGAAUCUGCCAUGGUCCCCAGGCCUCACGUCUUUCGCCAACGCGUCGGGAAACGUGAGCGAGGAACUGAGGGUGUGCUUCAUCAUUGAGGAUUCGCAGUCCCUUGUUGCCCAACCGUGUGUGGGUUCUGGCAGCAAGAGUGUUCUGUGUACUCGCGCCCUUACAACGUACCUGUCAAUGGAGAGGACCACCAACGGAAGCUUUGACAGCCAGGACGCCUUGUGUGCGGCUGAGGGAGGUCAAGCCGCGACCAGGUUUGACAUCGUUAACCUCCAAGAGCUGGAGUAUUAUUACGGUUCAGUGAGAGCCUGGACGACGAUGCUGUAUGAAGUGGCUCCCAAAUUAAUCGGUUGGAGUCGCAAGGAGGUUUGGCACGAUGGCGAGAGCGUUUCUGUUUCAAAAAUUGAUAUUCCUGUGAAUCCAAGUGAAAAGUAUGAAGUCGAGAAAACCUUCUGCUUCGUCUUCAGGAACACGUCGAUGCUCGUCACCCAAGAGUGCUUCGACAACAGGACCCUCAUGAGCGCCCUCUGCGUGUUCGUCUGAGGGCUUCCUUACCCCAAGGGCGAGGCUUAUGGGGGUGGUGGCGGGCGUAUGGUGGUUAUGGUGAGGGAAUUUUCAUGGUGUAUGUGAUU